This is a messenger RNA of Anarrhichthys ocellatus (wolf-eel), 2331 nucleotides long. RefSeq names its product pyrethroid hydrolase Ces2e-like. Bases 378 to 2060 code for a protein of 560 amino acids. The record is from RefSeq and is a predicted model, not a curated record. NCBI's taxonomy places the organism in Eukaryota, Metazoa, Chordata, Actinopteri, Perciformes, Anarhichadidae. The transcript is spliced from 13 exons.
UUGACUUAAUGAAUGAGACUUGGCGUAUGGUGUACAGGCGAUGCCAAGUCAAUCAUGUAACUCUUCUCCACACUACUUGUGGAUCUCUUGGUUCCUCCGGUCUGGUGCAACACUUAUGUUCACUGCUGGUACUCUGCACAGCUACGGUUCUCAAUAACAGGAUACACCGCCCCAGCUGCUAACGUUAUGGUGAUCAAGAGUGGUCUACUUUCCGGUAAUGUGAGCCCUUUGCUGUGGUCUAAAACUCACGGAGUCACGUGUUAUCUUGCGCGUUUGAUUACUUGCGGAACGUGGGUCACGUUUAAAACGGAAAGCUUCGUGGGAGGUGUCAUUUUCUCUUUCAGCCGAGUCGCAAUCCGGACACCGAGGCGACUACCAUGACCUUCCGUGCCAAACAAACGUUCCUCUUUCUGACGUCUGUGUUAUUUCUCCAUGUCGCUGCUGACCUACAUGCUCCAGAAGUGCACACGAAGCUCGGGGCACUCAGAGGCCAGUAUGUGAGCGUGAAGGGGAAGGAGACCGGGGUCCAUGCCUACCUGGGCAUCCCAUUUGCCAAGCCCCCCGUAGGCCCUGCUCUGAGACUGUCUGCACCCCAGCCUGUAGAGGGCUGGCAAGGAGUGAGAGACGCCACCCAGCAGCCAGCCAUGUGUGUUCAAGACAAACAGCUACUUAUAGAUCUGCUUGAUAAACUCGGUGGCAUGUUGCUUGCUGUUCCAGACAUUUCAGAGGACUGCCUUUACCUCAACAUUUACAUUCCUGCAAAGAAAGCUCUCAGUGCCAAGCUCCCAGUCAUGGUCUGGAUCCAUGGUGGAGGGUUCUCCAUGGGGUCAGCUUCAAUGUUUGAUGGCUCCGCCCUGGCUGCUUACCAGGACGUGGUUGUGGUUCUGAUCCAGUACCGCUUGGGAGUUCUGGGCUUUCUCAGCACUGGAGAUGAGCACUUGUCGGGGAACUUUGGACUGUUGGACCAGGUGCAAGCUCUGAGGUGGAUCCAGCAGCACAUUCAUAACUUUGGUGGAAACCCAGAUUUAGUCACCAUAUUUGGGGAGUCUGCUGGUGGCAUAAGUGUAUCCCUCCUGCUUCUCUCGCCAUUGUCUGAUGGCCUGUUCCACCAUGCCAUUGCUGAAAGUGGCACUUCUGCAAUGGAUAUAUUCCUCACAACUGAUCCCCUCUCAGUGACGAAGGUGCUAGCAAAUGGAACCGGCUGUAGCCACGAAAGCACAGAGAAGAUCGCUGAUUGCAUGAGAAACCUCGAUCUUGACAUAAUUCUGGCGACUGCGCAUGAUGACAAAUUGAUAACUUCUUUAAAUAUUGAUGGAGUCUUCCUGACAAAACCUGUGAGUGAGCUGUACCAUACACGUGAACUACUCACAAUACCGUUCAUGACCGGCGUCACUAAUGAUGAAGCGGGCUACAUGCUUCCUGACUUCUUUGCUCCUCCAAACUGGAUGGAGGGAAUGGAUCGGGAGCACAUCAUGAACGUGCUGUACCUCUUCUUCCCUGAUCCCAAAGACGAGAUCAUCAGAGAGUUGCUGGUAGAUGAAUAUGUUGGAAGAGGCGAAGAUCGUGUGAAAAAUAGAGAUGGGUUCACUAAGAUGUUAGGCGAUAUGCUGUUCACCAUUCCAGCCAUUAAGACUGCUAAAGCCCACACAGAUGCCGGUGCCCCUGUGUACCUGUACGAGUACCAGCAUUCUCCCAAAUUCCUGCUGGAUAGAAGGCCAAGCUUCGUUGGCAGUGACCAUGGAGAUGAACUUUUUUCAGUAUUUGGAUGGUGCUUCACAACUUCCCAUGUCACAUUAGCCGUGCCAUGCACUGAAAGCGACGAACGGUUGAGCAGAAUCAUGAUGAGCUACUGGGGGAACUUUGCUCGCACAGGGUCUCCUAAUGGUGACGGCCUUGUCCACUGGCCACAGUAUGGAGCAGAAGAAUACUACUUGUCAAUUGAUGCGGAGGAGCAGGUAACUGGUCGGCACCUGAAGAAGGACAAGUUUGUCUUCAUGACUCAGACUCUCCCGGAGAAGCUCCGAGAAUACAAAGAGAAGAUGGAGCGCAGCGAGCUGUAGAACGGUCUCCUCUCCUUUCUUUGUUCCAUCCACUUCAACGACAAACAUUAGAAAUACUGGAAUACAUUUGUUAAACUGAUGCGAUAAUUGUCAUUUUGAAAGAUCUUGAACAUCAGUUUGAAUCAAAGGUAGAUGGCCUUAGGAAAUACUUCUUUCUGUCACAGCUCGGUUACUUCUAUCUAGCCUUUUCCUCAUUUCACUCACCUAAUCAGUUCAUUCAGUGCACCUGCCAGUCACACUCGCCUCAUCACUCUCACCUGCUCACUCUGCC